GAAUAUUGUCAUUAUUAUAUUUGUUUUCAUGAUUAUAGGUAGCAAGACUUUACAUGCAGAGGAAUUGGAACAAGAAUUGACUACUGAGCCAAGAAUUCCCACAACAGAAGAAUUGGAAAGUCAGUUGGCAGCAAAACAAAAGCAACUCGACUUGUUAAAAAGUGAAAUGGACAAGGCUAAAAAAGAGACAGAGAAAACCAAACAAGAUUUGAAUAAACAAGCACGAACAUUACAAGAUAAGAAUGAAGAGAUACUUGCACAACUGGAUAAAAAGAAUAAGGAAGCGUUGCAGUUACAGGAAGAACUGGCCAAAGUACAAGAACAGUUAUUUGAAGUUCAAAAAAUGGUAGAAAAUCCACAUCUUUCUCAAUGGCUUCGUUCCAAAGCAGAAUUUCUCAAAACAUAUGUUGACCCGUAUCUGUUGGAAGCUAUCGAAAACACAAAGAAUCAACUAUCUUCUACUAACUAUUUAUCAACACAAGUUGUUGAUCAUCUUCGCGACAAUCUCGAAAUGAAGCUUCAGAAGACCCCAGUCAAAAAGUUUUCUCCGAUAAUGGCAGGAAUUCUUUCUUAUGGAGUAGUAUUGGUUCCCCUUGGUCUGAGUUUUUAUGGUAUUUUUCGACUAUCUUCUCGAAUUUCGUUGAAACAUUAUAUUCUGAUCGGAAGUCUUGUUAUUGCUACUCUUCAUAUAUUUUUUGCUCUCAUUUCACUCUUUACAAGGCAAGAUGCCUUAACAUAUCUUCAACAAGCGAACGAGAACAAUUUUAUCUUUCUUCAGUUGAUUAUGGGAGUGUUGUAUAUUGCUUACUGUGGACUGCUUAUCGUAGGCUUAUCAUCCACAGAAAAUCGUCGAGACUUGUUCAUGCUCUUGAUCAUCUUCUUGUGUUAUUUUAUGCUUGGUUUGUAUUAUCGUGAAAUCGUGUGGAGACCAACCAUGCGAAAGGAUAUCAUUCGUAGCAGCAUUUGGAGUCAUCUCACUUGUAGCUUAUUUACUACUAUGCUGUUAGUUGCUUUGGCUUCUGUAUUGAAGUCUUAUAAACAAGGAGAGCGUCAUAUUGCCACCUCUAUUCGAGAUUUAGAAAAUGGCUUUUUUAACAAGGAAGCUAGGAAAGGUGAUAAAAUUCAAUAGCAGCUAAUGUGCUCAUAAUAGCUUUUGUGGGAUGAAAAUGCUUUCUGUAUACUUUUUCAUUUGGAUGAUGAUAAACACAAGGAUAUUCUU
This is a messenger RNA of Galdieria sulphuraria, 1219 nucleotides long. RefSeq lists its product as uncharacterized. Bases 29 to 1129 code for a protein of 366 amino acids. The transcript has a single exon. The record is from RefSeq and is a predicted model, not a curated record. NCBI's taxonomy places the organism in Eukaryota, Rhodophyta, Bangiophyceae, Galdieriales, Galdieriaceae.